GCGAACAGACGCAGAAAGCGGUGCCGAGCCUUUCAUGCUGGUGCGACGCUGGGCCCUCCCCCUGGCCUCGACAUGGUGCUGCUGAAAGACCUCGAGUUCAAGCCGAUGCCACAGGAGGAGGGCUCUUUGGCGAUGGAGCCCAAGAUCGACGCGCUGACAAAGAACAUGGAGUUGCUGACAAAGAACAUGGAGUCUCUUGCAGCCGAGGCCCUCCCCGAGACGUCUCUCGACGAGACGAAGGAUGCGGUGGCGCCACUCCCGAGGCUCGCUCGAGCCUUCCGGCUUCUGGAGAACGAUGUGAAUAUUGCCGACUCCUACAAGUUCCCCGAGGAGAUCGUUGACGCUAUUCGGCUGGGGCUCACGCAGAGCCACAACUACUUCGAGGCGCUCGACAUUGCCAUGGAGCUCACACCCACGUCCCAGGUCUGGGACCAACCACGCACACCAGUACAGCUGGGGCGAUUGGAAGUAGCACUGAAUGACGCAAUGCAGAAGCACGAGAACUAUUACGACGCUCUCACGAGAACGAUUACCACUGAG
Molecule: messenger RNA, 540 nt
Organism: Prorocentrum cordatum
Lineage: Eukaryota; Dinophyceae; Prorocentrales; Prorocentraceae
Source: the annotation of a GenBank genome assembly